Sarcophilus harrisii (Tasmanian devil) is the source of this 2024-nucleotide messenger RNA. RefSeq names its product acid sensing ion channel subunit 3 (gene ASIC3). The transcript is spliced from 11 exons. Gene Ontology annotation, cellular component: membrane. Bases 43 to 1656 code for a protein of 537 amino acids. The record is from RefSeq and is a predicted model, not a curated record. NCBI's taxonomy places the organism in Eukaryota, Metazoa, Chordata, Mammalia, Dasyuromorphia, Dasyuridae. Gene Ontology annotation, biological process: sodium ion transmembrane transport.
CUCUCCUCUCCUGCCUCAGCCUCCUUCCCUCUGGGCUCAGCCAUGAAGCCUCUCCCUGCCCCGCAGGAGGAGGACAGAGAAGCCAGGCAGCCCACCUCGGACAUCUGUGUGUUUGCCAGCAGCUGCACCCUGCAUGGCCUGAGCCACGUCUUUGGGGCCGGAGGCCUGACGCUGCGCAGGGGGCUGUGGGCGGGGGCCAUGCUGCUCUCCCUGACCGCCUUCCUCUACCAGGUGGCAGAGCGGAUUGAGUACUAUGGACAGUUCCACCACGUGACGGUGCUGGACGAGCACGAGAGCCACCACCUCGUCUUCCCAGCUGUCACCCUGUGCAACAUCAACCCACUCCGGCGGUCCCGGAUCACACCCAACGACCUGCACUGGGCCGGACCCGCCCUCCUGGGCCUCGAGUCUGGAGAGCACGCUGCCUAUCUGAAAGAGCUGGGCCAGCCCCCGGCACCCCAGGGCUUCAUGCCCAGUGCCACUUACGACCUGGCCGAACUCUUCGCCAGGGCCGGCCACACCAUGGACGACAUGUUGCUGGACUGUCGCUACCGAGGACGGCCUUGUGGCCCAAGCAACUUCACCAGGAUCUUCACCAGAAUGGGUCAGUGUUUCAUCUUUAACUCAGGAUUUGACGGAGCUGAGCUCCUCAGUACUCCCAAAGGAGGUUCUGGAAAUGGACUGGAGUUAAUGAUGACAGUGCAGCAGGAUGAAUACCUGCCAGUGUGGAAGGACACAGAACAAACUCCAUUUGAAGCAGGAAUUCGGGUGCAGAUUCAUAGUCAAGAUGAGCCACCCACGAUUGAUCAGCUCGGUUUUGGGGUUGCCCCAGGCUACCAGACCUUUGUGUCCUGCCAAAAGCAGCAACUGUUCUUCCUGCCACAGCCCUGGGGGAACUGUAGCUCUGUGCUCCUAGACCCUGACUUUGACAUGGGUCCUCCUGAUGUCAGCCCCUCCAACCCCAACCCAAGCCCCUGGUUAACCUACAGCCUCUCGGGCUGCCGCCAGAUCUGUGAGACUCGCUUCUUGUCUCGGAAGUGCGGCUGCCGGAUGAUGUACAUGCCCGGCAGCGCCCCCAUUUGCAGCCCCCAACAGUACAAGGACUGUGCCAGACCUUCCCUGGACAGCAUGAUGAGGAAGGACACGGCCUGCCUCUGCCCCAGCCCCUGCGCCAGCACGCGCUUCGAAAAGGAGCUCUCCAUGGUGCGGAUCCCCAGCCGCGCGUCCGCCAGCUUCCUGGCCCAGAAAUACAACCGCAGCAAGCAGUACAUAGCGGAUAACGUUCUGGUGCUAGACAUCUUCUUUGAGGCGCUUAAUUAUGAGACGGUGGAGCAGAAGAAAGCCUAUGAAGUGGCCGAUCUGUUGGGUGACAUUGGAGGCCAGAUGGGGCUCUUCAUUGGUGCCAGCCUGCUGACCAUUCUGGAGAUCUUGGACUUUCUCUUUGAGGUUUUCCAAGAUAGGGUUCUUGGUUACUUCCACAAUAGGAGGAGGUCACAGAAGGCACCCAGGAACAGCCUGCUCCAACAAGGGAUUGACAUCCACCGAAGUCCGGGACCCCACCUCACUGCUAAACCCAGGUCUUCCACUCCCCCCUGUGGGGUCACCAGGACUGUUUCCACUUCUCACCGGACCUGCUACCUGGUCACUCGCCUCUAGACUCAGGUCCGAUCUGUUGCCCCCAGGGACUCCCUGUCCUGCAUGCACUAGCCUGCUAGCCCCUCUCCAAAUAAAGCUACUGAUUGGCAAGAGCCCAGGAUGGCUGUUUGAAAAGAGUGACUUUUGCUAGAGAUGAAAAACAAUAGGAGAUGGCUUAGACAGGUCUUAAAUAUCACAAGAAUAUGUUUGGGUUUUUUUUUUUUGGGGGGGGGGGGAGAGAAAAAUCCUUCUGUUCAGAAAUCUCUCUCGAUGUCCUGACACACUGCCCGAAAUUCUCCCACCAAAGCUUAAUGGGUUCAGGCUAAGUACUGCUAAACAGCAUUCUUGCCCUUUCCUCCCCGAUUCCCGACCCAUCAUGAGGUUUCAUA